AUGGCCGCCGCCACGGGUUGUCGGCGAGUUGCGCUGGGCGGCUUGGCCGUGGGCAGCGGGGCCGGGGGGCGAUGGCGGCGGCGGCUGCUGCUGCCGGGGGGCUUCGUGCUGCGUCUGGCGUCCGCCCGAGGCGCUGCGGCGGAACACGGGGCGGGCCGGACGGUGACGGUGGAGGUGGGGGGCAGAAAGAUGGAACUGUCUUCUGGAAAACUUGCUAGGUUUGCUGAUGGAUCUGCUGUUGUUCAGCUAGGUGAUACUGCAGUCAUGGUCACAGCAGUCAGUAAAACUAAGCCUACUUCAUCUCAGUUUAUGCCAUUAGUGGUUGACUAUCGUCAGAAAGCUGCUGCAGCAGGAAGGAUUCCUACAAACUAUCUAAGAAGAGAACUUGGCUCCACUGAUAAAGAAAUUCUCACAAGCAGAGUAAUAGAUCGGUCAAUCAGACCACUCUUUCCAGUUGGCUACUUUUAUGAUACACAGAUCCUUUGUAAUCUUUUAGCAGUAGAUGGUGUCAAUGAUCCUGAUAUUCUGGCAAUUAAUGGAGCUUCUGCAGCACUUGCAUUAUCUGAUAUCCCAUGGAAUGGUCCCAUUGGUGCAGUAAGGGUAGGACUGGUCAAUGGAGAAACUAUUAUCAACCCAACUCGCAAACAGAUGUCUUCUAGUGCUCUAAAUUUAGUUGUUGCUGCAGCUCCACAGAAUCAAGUCGUUAUGUUGGAAGCAACUGCUGAAAAUAUAUUGCAGCAAGACUUCUGUCAUGCAAUAAAAAUAGGGGUGAAGCAUACCCAACAAAUAAUUCAAGGAAUUCAACAGCUAGUGAAAGAACAAGGUGCUGUCAAGAGAACUGUUCAGAAGUUGUUUCUGGCUCCUGAAGAGAUUGUGGAAUGUGCAAAGAAACUUGCUUUUAACAAGAUCUAUGCUGUGUUCACAGAUUCUAGCCAUGAUAAAAUUUCUCGAGAUGAAGCAAUUAACAAAAUAAGGCUUGAAACAGAAGAACAGCUGAAAGAAAAAUUUCCAGAGGCUGAGCCUUAUGACAUCAUGGAAUCUUUCAAUGUGGUUGCAAAGGAUAUUUUUAGAAAUCUUGUUCUGAAUGAAUAUAGAAGGUGUGAUGGGAGAGACUUGACCUCCCUCAGAGAUAUUACAUGUGAAGUGAACAUGUUUAAAAUGCUUCAUGGAUCAGCCUUAUUUCAGAGAGGUCAAACACAGGUUCUCUGUACAGUUACAUUUGACUCAAUAGAAUCAAGUGUAAAAUCAGAUGUUAUCUCAACAGCAGUGAGUGGAAUAAAAGAUAAAAACUUCAUGCUGCAUUAUGAGUUUCCACCUUAUGCAACUAAUGAGAUUGGCAAAAUUACUGGUAUGAACAGAAGAGAACUUGGACAUGGUGCCCUGGCAGAAAGAGCUUUGAAACCAGUUAUUCCCCAGGAUUUCCCAUUUACAAUACGAGUUACUUCUGAAGUCUUAGAGUCAAAUGGGUCCUCUUCCAUGGCUUCUGCAUGUGGUGGAAGUUUGGCACUAAUGGAUGCAGGAGUUCCUGUAUCAAGUGCAGUGGCAGGCGUAGCAAUAGGACUUGUUACCAAAUGCAGUCCGGAAAAAGGAGAUAUUGAGGAUUAUCGUUUGCUGACGGACAUCCUGGGCAUUGAAGAUUACUAUGGUGAUAUGGACUUCAAGAUGGCGGGUACUAAUAAAGGAAUAACUGCCUUGCAGGUUGAUCUAAAACUGCCAGGAAUACCAAUGAAAAUUGUCAUGGAAGCUAUUCAGCAAGCUACAACUGCAAAACGGGAGAUUUUACAAAUUAUGAACCAAACUCUGGCAAAACCCAGACCUAACAGAAAAGAGAGUGGACCAGUUGUAGAAACUAUCCACGUUCCAUUAUCAAAAAGAUUAAGAUUUGUUGGGCCUGGGGCCUAUAAUUUGAAAAAACUUCAAGCACAGACAGGUGUCACUGUAAGUCAGCUGGAUGAAGAGACUUAUUCUGUGUUUGCUCCCACACCUAGUGCUAUGCAUGAAGCAAGAGAAUUUAUCGGUGAAAUCUGCAAAGAUGAUCAGGAAGUUAAUUUGGAAUUUGGCGCAGUUUAUACAGCGACGAUAACUGAAAUAAGAGAUUCUGGAGUGAUGGUAAAACUGUAUCAAAACAUGACACCAGUGCUACUUCAUAAUUCACAACUUGAUCAAAGAAAGAUUAAACAUCCUAGUGCUCUGGGACUGGAAGUUGGGCAAGAAAUUCAGGUUAAAUAUUUUGGACGUGAUCCAACUGAUGGCAGAAUGCGGCUUUCACGGAAAAUUCUACAGUCACCAGCCACAACUGUGCUUAAAACCCUAACUGACAAAAACAGUAUUGUUCUGGGGGGUACUGUUCCACAGUCAUCUACUUCAUCACAGUGACAGGAAAAAAGGCGUGAUAGUUCAUGGAAAUAGAAUCGACCCUCGUUAGAUUCUGUGGAUGCCUUCACAAGAAUCUGCAGGUCAAUGGUAGUCAAUCAUAUUUUUUAAGUAGACUUUAUUUAUGCUUAAAGGUGAUGUGGAGUUUCAAAGUCUUCAAAUUGAUUAAAAACUCAUUUAAAAGAAAAACAGAAACAGUGUUCUUACCUCGCAUAGCAACGGUGAGAAUCUAAAAACAUGGAAUUGCAUAGACUGAAGAGCAGGUAAAAUUUCAGUGCUUCAUUCUUCUGGCUAUCAUCUCAAAUAAAAAUGCAAAGAUGACAGUAUUUUAACAGUUAUUUCCUGGGAGAAGGAAUUCUUCCAUACACUUGGCUGAUAAGAUAUGGCAGUGGUUGAGUAGUUGAGAGACACAGGUGGGAAAAGUUUAUACUGGCUUUUCAGUGUAUGAGAUUUAAAUAUUGAGCAAAACAUUGCUCAAGACUUGGAAGUAUCACCUUUAACAUGAUUGUUUCAGCUAAGUACAUCAGUAACAGUUAUAGGGUUCAGACUUGCUAAAAUAUCUGAGCAGAAGGGGGACAAAACAAGCUGGCUGAAACAUCAUCGUUUGUUACUGGGUUCACUAAAAGUGAAUGCUAACAUCUGAAAACAUCAAAAAGAUUGUUUUAGAAUAAACAACUGAUGUGAUGAAUCAUCUCCCUAACCUCCUUACUAACUGUGUCAGAAUUCCUCUAUCAAUUAUGUUCCAUCAAUGGACUCACUGGUCUUUUCCACUUCAAAACAUUUCCCAGACGCCCACAAGAACUACUUGUUUUUCUACUGUGAGAUACAGAGAAAAUCAAAGAGGUAUAAUUUCUUGAUAUUCACUCAUUUGUAUGCAGACCUACUAAGAAAAUCAGCUUCACACCUGAUGGCAUGUGGCCCCUGGACCUCCUGAAAUAAAAGGAAAAAAAUGCUGGGGAGAGGAGAAAUGUGAAUGUAUAGUAAAAAUUGUUCUGCCUUGGUUUUUUAUUCUAAGUCAAGAUAUUAAAGAAGAUGAAAUGACUGGCCUAC
Molecule: messenger RNA, 3423 nt
Organism: Calypte anna (Anna's hummingbird)
Lineage: Eukaryota; Metazoa; Chordata; Aves; Apodiformes; Trochilidae
Gene: PNPT1
Product: polyribonucleotide nucleotidyltransferase 1
Exons: 29
Coding region: 1-2376 (791 amino acids)
Biological process (GO): mitochondrial mRNA catabolic process; mitochondrial RNA 3'-end processing
Cellular component (GO): mitochondrion; cytosol
Molecular function (GO): RNA binding; polyribonucleotide nucleotidyltransferase activity; 3'-5'-RNA exonuclease activity
Source: RefSeq, a predicted model, not a curated record